Messenger RNA from Coffea arabica (coffee), 3639 nucleotides. Its product is annotated as cytochrome P450 CYP72A219-like. The record is from RefSeq and is a predicted model, not a curated record. NCBI's taxonomy places the organism in Eukaryota, Viridiplantae, Streptophyta, Magnoliopsida, Gentianales, Rubiaceae. Gene Ontology annotation, molecular function: iron ion binding; monooxygenase activity; heme binding.
GAUCCAGUCUAUACCCAAUAUAUAUUCCAACAUAAUCUCAAUCAGACUGUUGAAUUCUAAAUCAAUACUAACUCCAAAGAUGAUAGCGGCAAGAUUGAAUAUUCACAAUGAUAAUGUGGCUAACCGGACCGUGCACGCUCAAAUACUGAAAAGCUAGAUUAAUCCCCUCUUCACAUGACAACCUUGAAUGCUAGUACAAUUUUAAGGGUCAUCUCUCAGACUCUAACCAGCCAUGAAACAACUGUAAAAUUAUGGAGAAUUUUAUGCUAGCAAUUUCACCAUGUUUAAUUGCCCUUACAGUUUGUGCAUGGAGGGGCCUGAACUCUUUAUGGUUGAGGCCCAAAAAGCUAGAGAAGUGCCUUAGAGCACAGGGUCUUUCCGGGAAUUCAUACACACCAGUCUAUGGAGAUUUUAAAGAAAUGGUUUCGAUGAUUGAAGAAGCUUAUUCCAAGCCAAUCAAUCUUUCUGAUGAUCUCGUACCCCGAGUUAUACCGAUGGUCACCAAAACCAUCAAGAAAUAUGGUAGCAAUUCCUUCAUAUGGCUUGGCCCAUAUCCUGCAGUCAUCAUCCUAGAUUCUGAAUCUAUAAGGGAGAUCAUGGUGAACUAUAAUCUCUUCCAGAAGCCUCACUUUCACCCGCUUGGCAAAUAUCUGAUACAAGGUCUAGUAGCAUCUGAAGGCAAGAAAUGGGCAAAACAUCGAAAGAUAAUCAAUCCUGCUUUCCAUCUAGAGAAGCUCAAGCUGAUGCUACCAGCUUUUCAUUUAUGUGCCACCGAAAUGUUGAGCAAAUGGGAGGAAAGUGUUUCACCAGAAGGAACCUGUGAAUUGGAUGUUUGGCCACACCUGCAGACUUUAACCAGCGAUGCAAUUUCUCGUACAGCAUUUGGUGGUAAUUAUGAGGAAGGAAGAAAGAUCUUUAAGCUUCAAAAAGAACAGGCAGAGCAGGUUAUGACAGCUGUAAAAUCAUUCUAUUUUCCAGGAUCAAGGUUUUUGCCAACUGAGAGGAACAGAAGGAUAAAGGAACUUCAUAAAAAAGUUGGAGCUGCAGUAAGAGAAGUUAUUGAUGAAAGAUUAGAAGCAAUGAAAGCAGGGGAAUCAAGUGAUAACGACUUACUGAGCAUACUAUUGGAGUCUAAUCUUAAAGAGAUUGAACAAAAGGGGGAUAAAAGUUUUGGUUUGAGCAUCAAUGAUGUCAUUGAAGAGUGCAAACUAUUCUAUUUUGCCGGGCAGGAGACAACCUCAUCAUUGCUCGUAUGGACAUUGGUUUUACUGAGCAGGCAUCAGGAGUGGCAAUCCCGAGCUAGGGAAGAGGUUUUGCAAGUUUUUGGGAGAGAUGAGCCAAAUUUCAAUGGCCUUAAUCACCUCAAAGUUGUGACAAUGAUCUUGAACGAAGUUUUAAGACUAUACACUCCACUGCCUGUAAUUGAUCGAACAGUUCAAGGGGAAACUAAAGUAGGAAAAUAUACUUUCCCAUCUGGGGUGCGGCUCAUGUUGCCAAUACUCUUACUGCAUUAUGAUGUCAAAAUAUGGGGUGACGAUUCAGAAAAGUUCAAUCCAGACAGAUUUAGUGAAGGAGUAUCAAAUGCGACAAAAGGCCAAGCUUCAUUCUUCCCCUUCGGUUGGGGACCUCGAAUAUGUAUUGGACAAACCUUUGCUAUGAUUGAAGCAAAAUUGGCUAUGGCAAUGAUUCUCCAGCACUUCUCCUUUGAACUUUCUCCAUCUUAUACUCAUGCUCCUUACACCAUAGUUACAAUUCAACCUCAGCAUGGUGCUCACUUGAUUCUACACAAAUUAUAGCAUGAAGAACUUGUCAAUCCAUACUUGAUUGAUUUUUAUGAGUAACGAUAUGCAAUUGCUCUAUCUUUUUUUCCCAAUCCAUACUUCAUUAUCAAUCCUUAUGCCAAUUGUAACAAAAAGUAAUCUAUCAUUUCUUCUUCUUCAAUGGAUGUAAGGAUCAAGAAUAUGAUUCCAGUGGUGAUCCUUCAUUGAUCUUUAUAUUUGUCUGUGUAUCCGUGUUUCAAUAACUGUACAUGAGUGAGACAUUGUGGGAGUACUCUGAACAGUGAUACCUUUACCUGUUACUUGUGGUUAGGUAAUUCUGCAUCACCAUUCUCCAGAAUCUAUUAUUGAGUCAUUGACAAAUGACAAUGUAAACUUCAUCGAUGCGAAUACUUUUCUGUAUUAGUUUUUAAAAGAACUAUUUUGUAUGUGAAAGACCACUUGCUUCCAAAUAGCAAACCAUCUAAUACUUCCUGGUCUUAAAAAAGAAAAAGACCAUUUCUCAUGACUCACGAUUAUUCUUGAUGUUAGAGGUUGUUAUUAGUCCCCACAUCACAUUUUUACAAGCUGAACCCUAUUCUCCGUUAAACAAGGCACGUGCAACUUGUACUGAAGAAGGUAUAUUGUUGACCAAUUGUGCCAAUGUGUCAUGAGAUACAGCAGGAAAAAUAUCAGUCAACAAAGAUUUAUUAAUAUUGAGAUAUAAAACCUGCUCUAGAUGGUAUGUUUGCAGGCUGAUUUCUGUUUCUGAUACUCAAACUCUGUGAUCAACCAUGAUAGGGUUAACGUGUUGCACCAGAUGGACCAAAGCUGAUAAAUCCUUCUUCCUGCUAAUGAUCCCUGGCACUGGUACAACUGUCUCAGUACUUUCAAAUUCCAUAUACGUCAAAGUGUAAGAGCUCUGUGCCAAUUCAGUCUUACCCCAACCGUUGCUAGUUCCACUGUGUCUGUUAUCAACACAUUUGAAAAGACUAUUUUUGCCUUCAUUACCCAAAGUUUCUCCCUUUUAUUGGGUAGAAUGAUGCCUACGCCUACAAUGCUACUUCCAAAGGCUCCAUAUACUAAUUUUAACCCUUUAGAUAUCAGUUUAUAUGCAUAACCCUAAUAAGUAUUAUGUUCUAAAUCAAGGAUAAAUUACUAGUAACCCCUUAUGGCUUCACUCAUUACCAUAUGUCCCCUAACAUUUUAAAAUUUCUACUUAACCUCACUGUAAUUUUAUGUAAAUCGGAAAUUGAUGAAAAGCAGCCUCCGUUCCGUCAGUAGUUGAAAUUCCAGGAUUACUCUUACUCAAGUACUAAAUAGAACAAAGGUCUCACUACUUCGUAUAAAAUUAUAGUGGCAUUACGUGGAUAUAUGUACAAAACCUUCCUAUAUGAACAUAACCAUAGGAAGGUAAAGUGGAUAUUUGUGCAAAACUAAAGGGGGUUAAGCAGAUAUUAUAAUUUUACCACAUGCAUUUUUGGAUAACCUGUGACAAUUCAGAUUCUCAACAUUCAGCUUCCAGCUUUCUAACAAAGUAUAUUUAACUAGCUCUGAAAGUAUCAAUUCAAAAGCAAUUAAAUACAGUAUACCAAGCUAUUCAGGAUUCUCUGCACGUCCUUGUUUACUAUUUGGAAUACUCAUUUUCAAGUUUGGAGGUUGUCUGGCAGCAUUUUUUUGUACACAGCAUAUAUGGCAUAAUAUCGUGUCAUCUAUGGUAAUGUUUUCAUACUUAAGGUGAUGUUCAACAUUAAUCUAUGUCCAUGUUCUGGUCAUCUCUUCUUGUUUGUUUUGCAUUAAGGGCUAGUUUGGUAGGAAACAUGUGGGUAAUAAAGAACAGAAAAGAAAAGAAACCAUUACGUUUCCCUCCUUGUUAAGUGUU